Messenger RNA from Humulus lupulus (European hop), 981 nucleotides. RefSeq lists its product as uncharacterized. Lineage: Eukaryota; Viridiplantae; Streptophyta; Magnoliopsida; Rosales; Cannabaceae. Bases 1 to 981 code for a protein of 326 amino acids. The record is from RefSeq and is a predicted model, not a curated record. The transcript has a single exon.
AUGGAUCGCUCAAGCCAACGAAUGGGAGAAAAGCUUAAGCUUAAACUUCCUGAGUACACCUUUUUUGUACCUCCUCAAGAGGUAGUCUCAGUAAUGAAAGGAAUGGGAAGUACAGUGCGUUGGCCAGAAAAGAUGAAGGCUCCAACAGAUAAGUGGGAUAGGAGUAAGUGGUGUGAAUUCCACUCUGACCAUGGGCAUCUUACUGAUGAAUGCAUAGCACUCCGACUAGAGGUCAACGAAUUGUUGAAGCGUGGACACCUGACUAAUUAUCUAUCAGAAAAAGGAAGAUUGACAAUAGAAGGAAAAAAGAAUCGGGAGCCAAGGUCUCAGAAGAGCCCUACCCCCGAUAGACCACCAACCAAAAAGGUGGUGAAUUGCAUUACAGGAGGAUCUGAGGUAAGUGGUAUAACAUAUUCUGCUGCAAAAAGACAUGCACGUUCGACGACAAGUGGGGAAGUUUUACACUCUACCAACACAAAUAUUGACCCAAACUUGGUGAUAAGUUUUACCAGCACAGAAGCUACAGAUCUGUUGAACCCCCAUCAUGAUGCUUUAGUGAUCUCAAUUAAUGUCGCCAAUUGCCUUGUCAAAAGGGUGCUAAUCGACAAUGGAAGUUCCACAAAUAUCCUCUUCCUGAAUGCAUUGCAAGGGAUGGGUAUUGAUGAGUCAAAUAUUACCAGGUGUUCCACAAUGCUUGUUGGAUUCAGUGGAGAGCACAAGAGUUCGAUUGGAGAGAUUGAUCUUCCAGUCUACGCUGAAGGGGUGAACAUUUGUGUAAAGUUCCUCGUACUCGAAUGCCCUUCUGCUUAUAAUAUUAUUCUGGGAAGACCAUGGAUACACGACAUGAGAGCUGUGCCAUCUACUUAUCACCAGAUAAUUCGUUUCCCAACCAAAUGGGGUGUACAGGAAAUCAAAGGAGAACAAAAGACAUCACGAGAUUGCUACAGGCAAGCUCUCAAACCCGGCAAAGCCACUUUAUAG